Rhinopithecus roxellana (golden snub-nosed monkey) is the source of this 4630-nucleotide messenger RNA. It is a transcript of the gene KBTBD12, whose product is annotated as kelch repeat and BTB domain containing 12. The coding region runs from base 496 to 2367 and encodes 623 amino acids. Gene Ontology annotation, molecular function: protein binding. Lineage: Eukaryota; Metazoa; Chordata; Mammalia; Primates; Cercopithecidae. The record is from RefSeq and is a predicted model, not a curated record. The transcript has 6 exons.
AGUAGGGUCUGGGACGCGCGCGGGGAGACCCUGUGCAUGCAUAAAGCCGACACCGGGGCUGUAGUAGCCGUCUAGAACCAGCGCGGGAAUAGGUGCGGAGGCGCACAGUGGCUGGCCGGGCAGCGGCGGCGUGGUCUCGGGCCACCUCCAAGCCGAGGGCAGCACCUGUCGCCUCGGAGGCGCUGCCAGCCCCCUCCCUCCUCCUCCGCAGGGCGCGGGACCUCUAUUUAUAUCGUUCAGCCGGCACAGUCCCAUAUUGGGCAGUGGCGUCAGUCAGGCCCGCUGGCCGCCCUGCCACCCGGUAGCGUCCAGGCCAGGUCGUGGCCCAUCGCGGGGCCCCUGUGGAGCGAGUGGGGACGCGCCCCGAACCAGGCAGCACCUUCAAAUGUUUCCUGACAUCUCUGUAGCUUCUUGAGUAAUCAGACAUGCAAAUAGCCCCUCGGGAAUCAAGCUACACUUAAAGAAGACUUAGUUGGAAACUUUGGAGAGUAGAUCAUGGAGUGCAAGACUGAGGGAAAAGAAAAAUACCAACAUAGCUUGAAUUUACUGAACAAAAUUAAGAACAUGAAAGAAUUAGCAGAAAUGAUUGACGUGGUACUCAUAGCAGAAGGAGAGAAAUUUCCUUGCCACAGACUGGUCCUGGCUGCAUUUAGCCCUUAUUUCAAAGCUAUGUUCACCUGUGGACUACUUGAAUGCAAUCAAAGGGAAGUCGUACUUUAUGACAUCACAGCAGAAAGUGUGUCGGUGUUAUUAAAUUACAUGUACAAUGCAGCUUUGGAGAUCAAUAAUGCCAAUGUACAGACUGUAGCUAUGGCUGCCUAUUUUAUGCAGAUGGAAGAAGUCUUCAGUGUGUGUCAAAAAUAUAUGAUGGACCACAUGGAUGCCUCCAACUGUUUAGGUAUCUAUUAUUUUGCAAAGCAGAUUGGAGCUGAAGAUUUAUCUGAUCAAUCGAAGAAAUAUUUAUAUCAGCACUUUGCCGAGGUCAGCUUACAUGAAGAAAUACUAGAAAUCGAAGUGCACCAAUUUUUGACACUUAUUAAAUCAGAUGAUCUUAACAUAUCCAGAGAAGAGAGCAUUCUGGACUUAGUUCUGAGAUGGGUAAAUCAUAACAAAGAAUUGCGUGCAGAGCAUCUUGUUGAGCUUUUGAAGCAAGUCAGAUUGGAGCUUGUAAAUCCUUCUUUUUUAAGACAAGCCCUAAGAAGGAACACAAUGCUUCUGUGUGAUGCAGAUUGCAUUGACAUAAUUCAAAAUGCAUUCAAAGCCAUCAAGACACCCCAACAGCACUCUCUAAAUCUGCGCUAUGGCAUGGAGACUACCAGUCUUCUGCUUUGCAUUGGCAAUAAUUCUUCAGGAAUCAGAUCAAGACAUAGGAGCUAUGGGGAUGCCAGUUUUUGUUAUGAUCCUGUAUCACGGAAAACCUAUUUCAUCUCAUCUCCCAAGUAUGGAGAGGGUUUAGGAACUGUGUGUACUGGUGUUGUCAUGGAAAAUAAUACUAUAAUUGUGGCUGGAGAAGCAAGUGCCUCUAAACUCUCUAGACAAAAGAACAAGAAUGUUGAAAUUUAUAGGUAUCAUGAUAGAGGAAACCAGUUUUGGGAAAAGUUAUGCACAGCUGAAUUUCGAGAACUCUAUGCUCUGGGCAGUAUUCAUAAUGACCUUUAUGUUAUAGGAGGACAGAUGAAAAUUAAAAACCAGUAUCUUAUUACAAACUGUGUGGAUAAGUACUCUGUAGAACGGGACAAUUGGAAAAGGGUGUCUCCCCUUCCACUGCAAUUGGCAUGUCAUGCUGUAGUGACAGUGAAUAAUAAACUUUAUGUGAUUGGAGGCUGGACCCCUCAGAUGGAUCUUCCUGAUGAAGAACCUGAUCGAUUAAGCAACAAACUGUUGCAGUAUGACCCCAGCCAAGAUCAAUGGAGUGUGCGGGCAUCCAUGAAGUACUCUAAAUACCGAUUCAGUACAGCUGUAGUCAACAGUGAGAUUUAUGUUUUGGGGGGCAUUGGCUGUGUAGGUCGAGACAAGGGCCAAGUUCGAAAAUGCCUUGACGUGGUGGAGAUCUACAACCCAGAUGGGGACUUUUGGCGAGAGGGCCCUCCCAUGCCAAGUCCCCUCCUCUCACUCCGCACCAAUUCCACCAAUGCAGGGGCAGUGGAUGGGAAACUCUAUGUCUGCGGGGGAUUCCAUGGAGCAGAUCGCCAUGAGGUUAUCUCCAAAGAAAUAUUGGAACUGGACCCAUGGGAAAACCAGUGGAAUGUUGUAGCCAUCAACGUCCUCAUGCAUGACAGUUAUGAUGUCUGCCUGGUGGCCAGGAUGAAUCCCCGAGACCUCAUCCCCCCGCCUUCAGAUUUGGUGGAAGAAGGCAAUGAGCACUGAGGUGACCUUGCUGGAGGACCUCCCGCUGUGGCUGCAAACAAGGCUUUCAGAACGGAGAGGGCCCACAGCAUCUCUUUCAUGCCAGUCAUAUGCAUCGCAUGCGUAGUGGCCUGUGUGUGAAGAAGCAGUGUGUGCUGGGCACUGGGCGGGGGGCAUGGGGAGUCUCCCUUCAGGGACUUCCCAGUCUGAUAGGGUAAAUGAGACACUACAAGGAAGAGGUGAUGAUGGCCACAGGAGGGGCACAGGGCCACAGGAGGGCAACAGAUGGAAGGUCUCACUCUGCUGGGGACUCACACACAGCAUUGCCAAGGAGUAGACCUUUGACUGGAGCCCCAAAAGGAUGAGGAGGAAGCGGUCCCAUGGGGGCAGUUGAUGAUGAGUUCAUGGCAACAGCCGAGCAAGGGCCCAGAUAUGGAAAGCUCGUACCUGUCUGCAGCACCCUGGCUGGGCCAGAUUGCCUGGGGCACAGGGUUUGCAGUCAAGGCUGGAAAAAUAGGUUGUAGCUAGAUGACCAGUGCCUGAAAGAAUGAGGAGUUGGACCUGGUCUGUAAGCCAGGGAAUUAAUUGUCUCAAAAUAGUGAGUUAAGGGAGACUUCUCUCUGUGCUCUGUUCCAGCUUCAGUCUUAUAAACACCGGCCAUUCUCCUUCAGAAUCCCCUUCUACUGAAGCAACGCCACCCAGCCCAGGGCUAGCUGUGCUACCAGCCCCUAACAGCCGAGACACUCAAGCCAGACCACAGUGGCCAGAGAAUCCUGCCCUGGGCUGACUCUCUCCGGGACAGGAAUGUGGGGUUUUCUGUCCACUCCAGGUGGAGCCUGGUCCACUCUGGGGCUGGCAGGGGGUGUCCUGGAGUGGCCUUACCCAGGCUGCCUUUGCCCACCUCUCAGACACAUACGACCUUCUGUAGGGUAGUCUUGGCUGAACAGGACUGGCCCAAGCCACCCAAGCCAGGGACAGAGGAGGCUCUGGCUGAGGACAGAGGAAGUAGCAUCUCCUCCAGCUGCUGCCACCCCCGUGGCCCAGCCUUUGCAAUAAAGAUGGAGCCACCCACUUCAGCCCACAAUUGAGCAUAAUCAGAAGACAGUCACUCCCAAAAUAUAUGUUAGAAACGACAUUUAAAUGACACAUGGGAAGUCCGUCUAUCUUACUUCCCAUCUCUAAUUCUGGAAGCACAGUGGAGUCAAUGAGUGCAUCUUCAUAGCUGUUCUUCAGCAACUUCUCCAAAAAGUUUCACAUUGCACAAGGCUCUUUUGGAAGCAGGAGUGGUCAGUAAAUUCAGAGGGAGACAAACCCUAAGUAGAGACAGCUUUGUUUGGUGCUGAGCUGUGUGACUGUGAUGACCACUAGCCUGUGCCCCCAGGUUCCAGCUGCCCACCAGGCAGGACAAGCAGGUCUUGCCAAAACUGGAGGCUGUUGGAAACCUAUUUCUGCCACCAAGGAGAGGGACCAGGAGACCCAGCGUAGGUUGGCCCCAAGUAGGCUCGACUCUGGGAGGGUGGGGGCCCUGCCUUUCUCUUCGCACUUGUGCCCCAAGUGCACUCACAGUACCUGGCAUGUGGGUGACAUUUUGGAUGGCCAGCAUGGGGCAGUGUUUCUCAGCCAGAGGGCCUGGGCCCCGAGCAUGUCCAGGAAUCUGAGUUAAAGUGAGCUUACUCUUUCCCCAGUGGAUGGUCAUGAUUGAUCUGUGCGUUCUUUUUCUUGAUACAAAGAUGUUCCUCCUAGCUGCUGUGAUGGCUGUUGGCGACCAGGGUUGAGGAUGGCCUCCGCAGGGCCUCCACUUCCCUGCAUUCCUCUUCACAGAGUCACUGGGCCUACUCCACCUGCUUGAACAGUCCAGAAAGCUGCCACAUCUCCCUGGCUCAAGGAGGCCUUGUUGGCAUGUCAUGGCACAUCUCCUAGAUGUUCAAGAUCUGGGCUCCAGCCCCAGCUCUGCUAGUUAGCUAACCAUGUGAACUCGGGCAAGAUGACCUUUCUAAAGCCUCGUUUCCCUCAUAUGCAGAGUUGAAGGAAAAUAUUAAUACAUACUUUAUAGGAUUGGUGUGAGGAUUAAGUGCUGAGUAAAGUGUCUAUGAAAUAUUGAAAUAAUAAGCAUAUUUUAGCUGCUAUUAUUAUCAUCACUGUCAUUAUCAUUGCAGUCAGCACUUCCCAAAGCAAGGUGCCCAAAACAGACUCAGUGCUUUGGUGCAGUCCCUUGGGAUUUAGGGGCAGAUGUGCAUAUGGCUUCAGAUGCUUCCUUCCUUCCUUCCUUCCUUCCUUCCUUCCU